Dipodomys ordii (Ord's kangaroo rat) is the source of this 1271-nucleotide messenger RNA. RefSeq names its product barrier to autointegration factor 1 (gene Banf1). The record is from RefSeq and is a predicted model, not a curated record. The coding region runs from base 179 to 448 and encodes 89 amino acids. Gene Ontology annotation, molecular function: DNA binding. The transcript is spliced from 3 exons. NCBI's taxonomy places the organism in Eukaryota, Metazoa, Chordata, Mammalia, Rodentia, Heteromyidae.
GGUGCAGAGUCCCUUCUUUCACCUUUUCGCACCGCGGUGCUAUUUCCGGCAGGGUUAAGGUCUUUGCUGCGGCAAGGUCACGACAGCGACAGUUUCGGGGCGGUCCCUGGCUGUUAACUGGGGAUCUUCCCGCUGCUCUGCGGGCACCACCUGUUCCCGUCGAUUAAGACCGAUCAAGAUGACCACCUCCCAAAAGCAUCGAGAUUUCGUGGCCGAGCCCAUGGGGGAAAAGCCAGUGGGGAGCCUGGCCGGGAUUGGUGAAGUCCUGGGCAAGAAGCUGGAGGAAAGGGGCUUUGACAAGGCCUAUGUGGUCCUUGGCCAGUUUCUGGUGCUAAAGAAAGAUGAAGAUCUCUUCCGGGAAUGGCUGAAGGACACAUGUGGCGCCAACGCGAAGCAGUCCCGGGACUGCUUUGGGUGCCUUCGAGAGUGGUGUGAUGCCUUCUUGUGAUGCUCUUUGGAGACCCCUCCACCCCCUGCCCCUGUGUUGAGUCUCCAGUGUUUGCAGCUGAGUGGAGACUCGUUCCUGCAAAAGAAAAGAUUGCUGUUGUCACACUCACCUCCAAUGUACACCAGGGUCUUUUGGGAGUUCUCUCCUUGUCAUUUCAACUUUUUUGGAAUUGCAUGCAUCCUCCUUCCUCUGCCACUUGCACACCUUUGAGAGUGAAUUCCUGGCCUCUUUCUUCCCCUCCCUCCCCUCUGGUCUGUUGAAUGCCAUUUGGCCCCUUUUUUGGUAGAAGUCACUGUCCUUGUAAAGUUUUUUAGAUCAAUAAAGUCAGUGGCCUUCAUGACUGGGCAUUGUGCAUUGGAAAGCAGGCAGGCCACGAGUCAUCUCUUCCCCAGGGACUGGUGCGCUCUUUUAUCAGUACAUGCCGAAACUGGUGGCUUUUCUUUCUGUUCACAGAGGGAGCCACCCAAGCCACAUGGGCUUUGGCAGAUGCUUUGGAGUGUCCCAAUCCCUGAAUAAUGUGGGAGAGUGUGGAUUGUUCUCUUCCUGGGAGCCAGGUGGGCUGGGGUUCCAGAUGUCAGUCAAUUAAUGGGCUAGGCAGCACCUGGUGGAAAAGUCAGUGGGAGUCACAGGUACCAGGAAAAGGGUGGACCAUAUGUGGGGAAAAGUUCUUCUGUCAGUCAUCACCAUCUGUUUUCCUGGCCUUUGGGAAAUGUGGGAAGAGCUCUUGCUGUCUUCUCAGCUGUCAGGAAGGGAGGAAACAUGGUCAUUCCAGCUGGGAGGGCUUGAAGGAGUUAGACCCAAAUACAGUACAUUUUAACCCUGA